Alexandromys fortis (reed vole) is the source of this 5807-nucleotide messenger RNA. It is a transcript of the gene Nipal3, whose product is annotated as NIPA like domain containing 3. Gene Ontology annotation, molecular function: magnesium ion transmembrane transporter activity. NCBI's taxonomy places the organism in Eukaryota, Metazoa, Chordata, Mammalia, Rodentia, Cricetidae. Gene Ontology annotation, cellular component: membrane. Gene Ontology annotation, biological process: magnesium ion transport. Bases 968 to 2194 code for a protein of 408 amino acids. The transcript is spliced from 13 exons. The record is from RefSeq and is a predicted model, not a curated record.
CCCUCGUAAAACCUGCCUGAUCUCAACAUCUCCCCCCAGAGGUUGCCGUGAGGCUCUGAACAGAAUGGCGUGUGCAGGAAAAUGUGCGCGCUAGAAGCUCCACGAGUAGGUUCAUGGUCACAGCUGAACACCCGGGAAACAGCAGCGGGGGACUAGGAUGAUUGACAGCCCUCCGGAAUUGCUGAGCUGCAGGCGUGCUGGGAGAUAGAGGAUGCCACAGCCAACAGGUGGGUCGCAGGCGCAGGGAAGAAGGGGUACGCAAGGUCCCCGAGACACGUCACGGCUCUGCUGGGUGCCGCUGCUGAGGGCCUCACUACCUGGUGGGAGCAGCAGGGGCACCUCCCAGGACUGUGGUUUGUUAGCGCAGGUUGCAGGGGACGACAGGCGAGCUGCACAAGCCCAGCCCACCUGUCGGGCAGGUGGAGGUGAGCUGCCUACCCAGGGAACCAAAGCAGCCCCGACUUCUUCUUCCUUUGGCCGCUAGAGGGGACUCCUCCAGCCACUCGCCUGCACAGAAGCUCCGCCAGCCUGGGACUGGCAGACAGGGUGACAAAUCAAGUCUCGACCUUUGAAAGCAAAACACUGACUGCAGCCCCCUGGCAACUCGGAGCUGGGAAGGGAUCCAGGAGGCUGUACCUCAGGGUGGCACGGAGUGUCCCGGUUGCUUCUCCGGAACCUGGGAUAGGUGGAUCAAGAAGCAACGCCGCAGAGCUUGGCCAGAGUCAGAAGACACGCCUUGCCCUUCUGCUUGGGGGAGACCAUGAGCUGCCUCAGAGGAGCCUGAGGGGAAGGCUGUAAAUCAACCCAGAGAGCCCAGAGAAGAAGGCAUUUUGCUGAGGAAGAGGCCUAGGAGGCUGCCGGAAGGAGGGGAACACCGGGAGAGAUGGCUCCCAGUUUGCACCCUGCCUAGCGGAAGCCGAAGCCCCAGCUCCCAGCCGGGCCAGGUGGGAUGCGCCACUAGACAGCCAUGGAUGGGGCCCACAGCGCAGGCCUGCAGCUGCAGCCAUUCCCGACUACCAGCAGCUCCGUGAGCCUGAGCAGCAGCGAGGGAUCCUUCUCCUACAAGGAAAACUUGAUUGGCGCUCUCUUGGCAAUUUUCGGGCAUCUCGUGGUCAGCAUCGCCCUUAACCUGCAGAAAUACUGCCACAUCCGCCUGGCAGGCUCCAAGGACCCCCGGGCCUACUUCAAGACCAAGACAUGGUGGCUAGGACUGCUCUUGCUGCUGCUGGGAGAACUGGGCGUGUUCGCCUCCUAUGCCUUCGCCCCCCUCUCGCUCAUCGUGCCCCUCAGUGCCGUCUCCGUGAUAGCGAGCGCCAUCAUUGGAAUCAUAUUCAUCAAAGAAAAAUGGAAACCUAAGGACUUCGUGAGGCGCUAUGUCUUGUCCUUUGUUGGCUGUGGUUUGGCGAUCGUGGGCACCUACCUGCUAGUGACAUUUGCACCCAAUAGUCACGAGAAAAUGACAGGCGAGAACAUUGCCAGGCACCUGGUGAGCUGGCCUUUUCUCCUGUACAUGCUGGUGGCGAUCGUCCUGUUAUGCCUGCUGUUGUACUUCUACAAGGAGAAGAACGCCAACAGCAUCAUCGUGAUUCUCCUCCUGGUGGCCUUGCUUGGUUCCAUGACGGUGGUGACGGUCAAGGCUGUGUCGGGGAUGCUGGUGCUCUCCAUCCAAGGCAACCUGCAGCUGGACUACCCGAUCUUCUACGUGAUGUUCGUGUGCAUGGUGGCCACGGCCGUCUAUCAGGCCACGUUUUUGAGUCAAGCCUCUCAGAUCUAUGACUCCUCCUUGAUCGCCAGCAUAGGCUACAUCCUGUCCACCACGGCAGCCAUCACAGCAGGUGCAAUCUUCUACCUGGACUUCCUCGGGGAGGAAGCGCUGCACGUCUGCAUGUUUGCCCUGGGGUGCCUCAUCGCCUUCCUGGGUGUGUUCUUAAUCACGCGAAACAGGAAGAAGGCCAUUCCAUUCGAGCCCUAUAUUUCCAUGGACGCCAUGCCAGGUAUGCCGGACAUGCAUGCAAAGGGAACGACGGUCCAGCCCGACCUCAAAGCUUCUUUCUCCUACGGGGCCUUGGAAAACAAUGACAGCAUUUCUGAGAUCUACACCCCGGCCACACUGCCCGUCAUGCAGGAGGAGCACAGCUCCAAAAGCACCCCUGGGGUUCCCUACCGUGUCCUGGAGCACACCAACAAGCAGUGAUCUGCCUCCCUUGGGGGCAUAACUGCCCACAGCCCCGCCCCCCAUGGCUCCGCCCUUUUGUCCAACCUGCCUUUCAAGUAUCCUGGUUUUAAACAGAGAACUCUGUAAGAUGAUCUUGGGAGGCCCUUGUCUCUGGCAGAGGAGCCAUUCAAUGUCCUUGGCCUUGGAAGACAUUUCAAGUAGUUGGGGAGCAUGCCAGGUGGGCUGUAUGGCAGGUUAGCCCAGUGGGGGUUGAGUGAGCUUAGGUAGUGGCUGCAGCCUACCACACAUUCCCUAGAGCAAAGGCAAGACAGAGUCAGCCCCCUCUUUAUACAUCCAGCGAAAGGCUGGAGACCUCCACAGGCGGUCUUACUUUACCAACACGCAUGCCUCAGCUCUACCUGGCACACUCAUGAGUCUGUGACUAUAUUGGUGUCCCUUUUGCUGAGCCCAGCAGGGCCAGCCCUGAGUGGAACAAGCUGUCGUCUGCACCUUGUGGUAUCAUGGGCCUUCCUUCUAUGAAGACCUGCUGGUGAGUUCCUGCUGGGCCUGCUCUGGAAACCGGCUUGGUUCAAGUCCUGUGAAGAUUAGUUCAUUGUUUCCUCCCUCCAAAGAAGUCGAGCAAACAGAGGGUGAGGGGGGACAGGAGUAAGGCAAGGGGAGGGGGCUUUCAACCCUCUCUGCUUCAAACUGAUAGAUUCCUGGUGAUUUCUGGCCCGGUGACUUUCCUGCCAGCUUCGCGGGAUGUGCUGAGGCCCGAGUAGGACAGACUACUCUUCCUCUGGCACACCUGGCUCCUGGGAAGAGUCCGGAGCCCUCACACAGAUCCGCUUCCAUCUCCUCCCCUUCCGUUCCUUGUAGACCGCUAACUAGCUAAGCUUCACCACCUGUUUCCCAUCAAUGGAGCACCUGGGUCUCCGGCCCUGAGCUGGGUCCAGGCUGAGCAGGCGUUUCUCACACACAGGUCUGCAGCUUUCUCCUUGUCUGUAUCAUGGUUAGCUCCCCACCCUCACCCCCAUUCCCAGACCGAUGUGCACAUUUGAGAGUGGCAGGCAGAGGCUUGCAGGCUUUUAAGGGCAUCCGAAUCCCAUAGGAGUUUGUUUAAAAUGCCGGUUUCUCACUCCAGCUCUAGUGACCUGACUUGGGACCUGGAGUAGGACCCAAGAUUCUGCAUUAUUAGUGGGCAUCACAGGAGAUCUUGAAUCCCAGAACCCAGAAAGCCUACUCCCUUAGAAACCUCCUCAUGGGCCACUAAAUCCAGAGAGUGUCUACACAACCCUGCCAGAAGAUUCACACCUCCCAUUUUCUUACCCUCUCUGGGUUCUGCAGGCAAGCUGGAUGGCCCCAGAGGACCUAGGGCAGUCUCUACCCAGUAAACCCCGCUCUAAGGUGACAGUGUUAAUAGGUCAGUGUUGAUAAGCCAUCCUCGCCACAGCUCUUCACACCCAAACAGAAUGACGCCAUCUGGCACAGAGUCCAUAACCACGUCUGUAUUUCCUCUUGACCACGUCUGUAUUGUGGCUUACAUGCCUGAGGUAGAGACGGCGGCAGAGCAAAGGCUCCAUGGCUCAGCCACACUGAAGGGCUUUUUACCAUGUGUUUAGCUCACAGAACUACACGCACAGAGCUCUGCCCUCUGGGGCAGGCUGUGAUGCAGAGAAGGAUAGACACAGAGGCCUUCGUGAGGCUGGUCCCAGUACUCAGAGGGUGCUCAGAAGUGGAGGUGAUUUUCAUGCAUUCAUGGGUGCUGGCAAGUGUAGCUAAGACUAGAGAGCUCUCAAGGGAACGGGCAGCUUUGCAAAGUCAGAGAUUGGAGCCAGGGUUGUCAAAGAGCCUCAAAAGACAAGCAGUGAGGCCCGGCGUGGUGCUGCACGCCUUUAAUCCCAGCAUUCGAGAGGCAGAGGCAGACGCAGACAGAUCUCUAAGUUUGAGGCCAGCCUGGUCUACUGUUCCAGGACAGCCAGGGCUACAAAGAGAAGCCAUGUCUCAAAAAACCCAAAAGAAGAAAGAAGAAGAGCAAUGGAAGUCAUAGAUGGUUUCACACUGGUGGUCCCGGCACCUGGGAGGCUUUUUUCUUUCCUCCAGGAGGAUUUGCCACACGUUCUAGGCUAACCUGAGCUAGCCUGUGAGACCCUGUCUCAAAGCAAGAGGAGCAGUGAAGACAGACUCCUAGCGAGGCUUAACUACCUGUCGGAGGCAUGUGUUCCAGAGAGUGCGGGAGCCACAGAAGAUUUGUGAGGAAGAGGCUAGCAGGGCCAGCACCUACUGGAAAGGAAACCCUGUUCUGGGGUGGGAUUGGGGGGGGGGGAAGCAGGGGCAGGAGAUGGAGUAUUAAGUCACCCUCAGGGUCAGGCCCCAGGUCCCUAGGAGCAGAAUUAAAAUCAGAUCUUGUUUCUGUUCUGAUAGUACCUGUUCUGGGGUGCGUAGCGGAAGGGAGGUCUGAAGCUGACAGGGAUCGGGAAGCGGGUGAGCAGAGAGGUUAAGCAUGGCAACCCAGGUGGGCACCCAUCAUUUGGGAGUGGCAUGUGUGCCCAGCCUCCCUCUGCCCCUCCCUUCCCUCUUCUGUGGGCUGUUUAGCCCUGGCCAACCUGAGAUACAGGUACACUGGAACUGCAGUCAAAUGCAAAAGAGGUGGGCAGUGCCACCCAGGAACGCGAUGGCUUCUAGGCUGAGAAUGGUGGCCACCAUCUUACAAGUUGAACCGUGAGAGAUGAGCAGAAAGGCCUUUGAGCUCCUGAGUGGAGAUGGGGCAGGGCCGUGGGAGACCUGUUUCCAGAGUUCCCACCCUGUCCUAGAAGCCUUGAUUUGCCCCUAGGUGUCAUCAGAUAGUCAGCUGACUACAGGGCUGCACACUUCCUACCCACAGCCCUGACUGGUUUCACUCCUGGCUCUAACAGCACCUACCCACUCCCAUUCUUUCCCAUCCUCACCCUGAAGAUAGGCGUUAAAUAUGUAGCCCAGGCUGGUCUUGAACUCUCAGUCCUCCUGCCUCAGCCUCAGGAGUGCUGGGAUUAUGGCCGAGUACUACCUUGUCCAGCUCCCAGCUGAACUCUGCUGGCAACAUUAAAUGUCACACCGCUGCCUCUUCCCAGCCCCGAGGCACCUCCAACAGGUCACCAACUGUGGGUUCAACUUGGUUUGUUCUCUUGUCUUCCUCUCCCACCCCCACUCUGGCUCUCUGAUCUUCAGCCUGGGGUUCUGGGUCCCUGAAUAGACAUUAGAACAAAUGUUCGUGUGGAUGCUGCUUGAGAAGAGGGGAGCCCUGGCCCCACACUGCCGCCUGAUGACACCCUCACUUUCAGCACCGGGGCUUGGGGCAUCAGUGUGCAACUGAGUACUGGGUGCGGGGAGAGCCUUUCUGGUGGACCCAGCCAACUUGAGGGUACUGUACUAAUGGCCAUCAGAGAAGGACUGGGCCCUGCCCACCCCUGCAGCCUUGCAAAUUUCAAAUGUGACCCAGCCCUAACUGACAGUGAAGGCACCGUGUAAAUGAAGUCACUCUAGAAUAUAGUCUAUAGAUGCUUAUAUUUUGUUAACAUCAAAACUAAUACAGCAUGUGUUAGUUCACAAAGAAUGUGUGUACUGUGUGCAGAUAACAUUAUAAAGCGGUAUUUAAUUAAAAUUCCAAGCAGUA